Hylaeus volcanicus is the source of this 11229-nucleotide messenger RNA. RefSeq names its product intermembrane lipid transfer protein VPS13C-like. The record is from RefSeq and is a predicted model, not a curated record. The transcript has 52 exons. The coding region runs from base 102 to 10358 and encodes 3418 amino acids. Gene Ontology annotation, biological process: protein targeting to vacuole; protein retention in Golgi apparatus. NCBI's taxonomy places the organism in Eukaryota, Metazoa, Arthropoda, Insecta, Hymenoptera, Colletidae. Gene Ontology annotation, cellular component: extrinsic component of membrane.
UGCGAAUUUCUUAAGGUUAUGACAGGGAGCCGUGCUAGAAAAUCGUGUCACGCCAAACGUGACAAGUAAACACCGUGGUAGAAUUACAUAAAUGCAAAACGAUGUUCGAAGGUGCUAUAGCGGCGUUCUUGAAUAGGUUUCUGGGCAAAUACGUCGAGGACUUGGACACUGAACAGUUCAACGUUGGUAUUUUUUCCGGUGACACUUGUCUGACUGAUCUUAAAUUGAAACCUGAAGCUUUGUAUCAGCUUGGUCUACCUAUCCGAGUAGACGUAGGACUGGUAGGAAAGAUAGUUUUGAAGAUACCAUGGUCCGGAUUGUUUUCUCAACCCAUUGUACUUUGUAUCGAGGAUGUAUAUAUAGUAGCUGUACCUGCUGCUUAUGGUACAUACAAUGCAGAAAUACAGAAGAAGCUGAUGAGAGCAGAAAAGAAAAAGAUAUUGGAAGAUUUAAAGGAAGAUGAAGGGUACAGAACAGAAUUAUUCGAUAACUUAUUGGCAUCCGUGACAAAAAACUUUCAGAUUUCUAUAAAUAAUGUACAUAUUAGAUAUGAAGAGAAGCUAAACGAAUCUCUGUGCGCUUGCGGUAUCUGUAUUCAAAGUAUAUCCGUGAUGACCACAAACAGCAAAUGGAAACCUGGUGUCUGCUCGAGUAACACGAACACGAUUUACCAGUUGGUACGAGCAGAAUCGCUGAGUGUAUAUAUGGAUCACGACACGGAAUCUUCCCUUCCGAGUAAUAAGUACGAUUGGGAUAUAUCUAGCUUUCUAGAGUGGAAAGAAACGAUGCAUAGAUCUCUACAAACUUUUGGUAUGAGGAACAAGGAAUUUCAAUUUCUUUUAAAGCCUUUUACGGCGAAGAUAAAAAUAAUCAUACAUAAAGGAAACGAGGCGCAAACAUCUCGUAUGUUGGUCGAUAUUGUUCUUCAUGAUGUAGCGAUGCAAGUUUCGGAAGCACAGUACAUUACUUUUUGUCAUCUUUAUGAUUCUUUGUUACGCGCAACUAUUAAUCGACCCUAUAUUAAAUAUCGUCCAAACGAAACUGUAAAAGAAAAUCCAUCGGCUUGGUGGAAGUAUGCUUACAAUUCAACGUUAGAGUACAACGUAAAAUCGUACACGUACGCAAGAAUGAUCGAACAUAGGAAGAAUUACAGGAAGUACAAAGAGACAUGUUUGCAAAGUUUACUUCGACCGAACGACACCGAGUUGAAGUUAGAUUUACAAAAAUACGAAGAUUGUUUGACGAUAUUGAAUAUAGUAAUUGCUCGAGAGCAUGCUAGACAGGAAUUGAAAAAUAAAAGUAUCGAAGAGGAAUGUCAAAAUGUGAAUAGUAGCGUUGCGGUGCAAAAGGUCAUGGAAGAUACACAAAAUUCGAAUACAGAGAAUAACGAGACACGAGAAACUAACAAAUUGACUCACCAUAAUAUUAAUACCGGAUCCACGAAGAAAACAAAAUUAGAAAAGCUACUGCAACCGAUCGAUUAUAAAUUCAAUUUCACCUUAGCAAAUUCUUGUUUGAGUCUCCUAACCAAUGACAAAGAAAUUCUCGUUAUAACUAUAACUCAAUUUUUGGCAAGUAUCGAAAUACAGCCUACACUAUCCGCUUUCAAGGUAUCCGCUCGAGCUGAGAGUUUUGUAGUCGAAGGAGUUUCCUUGGAUGGUGAUCUAGUACCCCUAAUUACAGUGGACAAUGUUUUAACAGGAAAUGUAUCGACCAAUUUCUUGGCGAUAGACUUUGAGAAAAACGGAGAAAACGUGGAUCCAACUUUCGAUGUGUCUAUAAAACUGGAACCAAUCGAAGUGACCUAUUAUCACCAUGCCACUAUGGAGAUUAUUCAAUUUUUUAAGUUGAAUAAUGCAAAUAUUCAAACUACAAUUCUGUGGGCAUAUAAAUUAUACGAAUACAUAAAAGGAAAUUUCUUAAUUCUGGUAGACAAUAUUGUUUCCCAAACUCUCCGAAUUAGUUUCAAGAUAGAUAUCAAAGGACCGUACGUCAUAUUUCCCGAGUACGGAUCGAUACAGAAAGGUGGACAUAUUCUUAUUGUGGAUUUUGGUAACGUGAGCGUGUCUAAUGAACUUCAAGCGACCAACCUGCAACUCGAGGAUGCGACCCUUAUGGAAUUGGAAGAAUUACUUUACGAUAGAAUACACGUUAUAUUUUCUGGAGCACAAGUUUUAUGCUGCCAUUCGGGAGACGAUUGGAGGUCAGCUAGGCAAAGAAAGGAUUCCGAACACCAUUUUAUACCAAAGAUACAGGCAAACACAACUAUCUCAUACAGUAUAAAGCCGGAAUACCAUCAACUACCAAGAACUAAAGUGAACGUCUCGAUUUCGAGUAUAAAAUUCAAUUUAUCGGAAAACAAGAUACAGUUGAUCAUCCAUUUCUUGAAUUCAUUAUUGUUGACGUAUCAACAAAAUGUUGAAAAAUACGAUAACGAUUUAGAACGGUACGUUUCCAAGAAGAAUUUGUAUAGGAACAUCGUGUCGAUGAAAGAACUGAAAAAUGUGCAACGCGGCGUAUGUCUGCUUUCGGUUGGAACGCUGCAAAAUAAAUUUACGCAUGUUACGAAGGAACUUUUGACGAAUAACGUGCAGAAACAGAAACUCGAUAGGAGCGUCGUAUCUUCCGAGGUCAGUGAAGAAGACUUGGAAUUACUUUCAAAGACUAUUAAUUUAUCUGGAUUCGACGAUAAUAUUUCUCCGUGCAACCAUAUUAAUUUACUAUUGAGAUUUGCCAUUGGAGAGUUAUCGGUUCACUUGGUAAGCAUAAAUCAUGGAAGAGAAGAGCCUUAUUUAAACUUGAGGUUACACGCAUUGUAUCUUGAAACUGCGAUAAUGCAGUAUGGCCCUGCUAUACAAUUUGGCGUGGGAUCCGUUCUUUUGGUAGACAAAACAAAUGCCGGAGUAACAGGAUCGUACUUGGAAUUAAUAUCUACCGAAGAGCCGCACGAAGUUUUUGUUAUGUCAUACCGUAAGGUGAAAUCGAAUUGUCCUGAUUUUAAAUCCCACUUCAAAAACAUCGAGCGAUCUCUCAUCGUAAACAUAUUGAACGUUAACGUCAAUUUUCACAGGCCUGCGCUAUUGAAAAUAAAAGAAUAUUGGUACAACUUGACCGAGAUUGUUGAAGACAAUGAUCUUUUCAAUUUCGGGGGAAAGGUAUUCCAUAACAUUGUACAGUGGAAAACGAAAGAGGACGAUCCACCGAUUCCUCCUGGCGCAAUUAAACUAAAUUAUUCUGCAAGACUUAGCGCACUCGUUCUCAAAUUCUGCGACAAAGACGUGGAUUUAUUAGAAAUUCAAAUUCAGGGAUUGGAGAAUGAUUGCAUUUACAAUGCCAAUGAGAGAAUGGUUUUACGCGUACAUCUAAGACAUUUGUCCGUGGAAGAUUUAAACGAAGAGACUCUUUAUUCAAAACUCCUCACGACAGACGAGGAUAAAGUUCUCGAUCUAAAGUACGUGAGGCAUAUGCCAAGACUGUAUACGUGCGCUGACAUUGACACGAAUCAGGAUGACGUGAUGUCGGAUGGAACAUUUAAACUUUCCAUUGGAAGAAUCAACUGUGUAAUUAUUUCUAAAAUACUCCACGAUUUAAAGUAUUUUUUAACACCAUUCACUUCAACGUAUUGUUCGCGGUUGAAAAAUUAUGUAAUUAACAAGUUGAUAAAUGGCAUCAAGGAGUUCAAAAGAAGCGCGACAAAACUACAUAUUUUUAUCGAUAUUCAAGGUCCGAUAUUUCUUUUACCGCAAUGGAAGGAUGUUUCGAGCAGUCUUCUAGUACUAAACACAGGUGUUCUAUCGGUUGAAAAUUUUUUCAAAAAGGUCGAACAAUCUGUUCAAAAUAAUAAAAUACCUGGCAGCGAUACGUACCAGUUAAUAAUCGAUAACAUACUGGUGAAACUGAAGAACAUGACUAUAUCCAGAGCGAUUAUGACGCUUAGUCGAGACCUAAUAAUUCAAGAACCAAUCAUCGAAUCCGUACAUAUUCACUUUGACAUCAAGAGAAAAACUGAAUAUCGCAGUGCGAUGGAGUUUCAAACGUAUGGUUUAUUUAACGUACAAGGUUCUGUGGAUACCAUAUACGUUAAUUUAAGCCAGAAAGAUCUUAAAUCUAUUAUAUUGGUGUGGAAAGAUAAUAUUUCGAAAAUAAUACCAUUCAAAGAUGCGUAUGAAAAUGAAACGCAGACUACCAUGGAAAGACAACAGAAGAAAUCUGAUCACGACGACGCGAUGGUGAAAAAGUUGGAAGAUUUUCUUACUCACAAUGAGAAUUCUGUGUGCGAAGUUAAUUCGAAACUUACGCUGGAUGGAUUCCAAUUGAAUUUAUUUUUAGAUUCGGAAGAGGUACUUAGUUCUCCAGUUCGUGAUCUGAACCGUGGCUUAUGUAGGCUAGUAUUUGGAGAGAUGAUUGUUACGUAUGCAUUCUACAGCGAUAAAAGUUUAAAAAUGAAACUGUCUCUGCAAAGUUGCGUUCUACAAGACACGCGGAAAGAUUCUCAUGUUAUAAGAACGAUAAUUCAGUCGCCUGCGAGACUAAUAGGGGUACAACCAGAAUCCUGCAUAUCCGUUUCAAUGUCGCCUAUCGUUGAUAUUGCGUACACAUGUGCUCCAGCUGGAGAAAAAUGUUUCGACGCGCUUAUUCAAGAAGUUAGAAUAAAUUUAUCCGUACCAUUCGUGAUGCACUUAACACGAUACAUCAUGGACUCCCUUCCAAGCGAACAGAUCGAUGAGGGAAUCAUCAAUCAUGGGUACGAAGGCAACAAUCAAACAGCAAGCAGGGACAUAACCGGUGCAGAAAGAGAUAGAUUAAAAUACGCACAAUAUUUUAAGGAAGAACCAGAUGCUUCUAUAUCCGUGAGGAUACACAAGCCAGAGAUCUUAUUCUUCGGAGAUCUGAAAGCAAACAACGCACACGUGAUUCUACUACAAGCGGAAGUGACCAUCGAAAGUAGCAGACACAGCUGUUCAUCGUCGAUUGUCUGCACUCUUACGGAUGUACGUGCUAAAACGAGAAGACAGGAGAAUUAUUCGAAACACAAGCCGUACUGGUUGCUGUGUCCCUGCGACAUAGAAAUUUGCAGGAAAGAAGAAGCGCCUGAAUGUAACGUUCACUACACCGUCGCCGUAAACACUAUUAACGUUCACUUCUCUGCAGAAAUUGUACGCACAUUUAUCGAUAUAUUAAACGAAGCUACAAAUUUUGGUAGCAUUAACUCGAAGAUAGAGGAAAAGUUUCCGAAUCAAGAUUCGAACGUUCACACUAAUUUAUGGACACCAAAGAAAAUAUCAAACGUACCAUAUAAGAAGCUGACCGAUGAUGAUUCGCAUUUAGCUUGCGAAUACAGCGACAGAGUGGUGACUUUUAACUUGAAGCCAUUAGUAAUUUGCUUGCUAUUGGAGAUCGAACAUUUGACGGAAAGAAUUCCUGUUAUAAAAAUAGAGAGUAUAGUCACGGCUUCGGUGAACGAUUGGUUCAACGACUUCAAUUUUGAAUCCAGUAUAAAACUCCACGCGUUUUGUUAUAAUGCAGACUACAAAAAUUGGGAGCCUCUAAUCGAUUUGUGUUCGGAGGAUGACAUAAACUAUAGACCAUGGGAAUUAACGAUAAAGAUGCGCCAUGGCGAAGCGUUCAUGAUAAAUUCCAGUUGGACCGAUCCGUAUCAGCAUAUAAAACAGGAUGCAUUGAAAACCAAAAAGAGAAGUCUUAGAAGCACCGAUCAAGAUAUCACGGACAUGGUUUUCAUAACUCCAGAUAAUUUAACCGUAUCGAAACCAAAUGAGACAGAAUUAUAUUCAACGUACGAAGAAGAUUCCGAUACGGAUGACGACGAAAGGCAAAGAAACUUAACGAGAACGUCUAAUUAUUUAUUUAACAGUAACAGUAGCGGAGAAGAAGAUAGCGAAAGCGAUGAUUCUAGUACAAACGAGGACGAAGGAUUGGAGUUGACACCGGAAUGCAAUGCAGAUUCUUUUGGACCUCUUGGGCGGGAAUCAAUAAAAUCAAACGAUUUAGCAGUUUACAUUACCAUAUCUGCAGAAGACAAACUCAACGUUGUAAUUACCCCUAAUCUAAUAGCCGUAACGGACAUUGUUUUGAAUGCAUUUCAACAAGCUACGAGUGGAAUACCAAUAGUACUUGCUAAUACUAAAAAAUUGAAUCUACAAAAUGAUAUCGGUCACGAUAGUCGCAUAGAGCUUCUCGCGGAAGAUGAAGAUGAUAAAAAUGUUACUCGCGUUAUAACGAGUCAAGACUUUCGUGAUCUUCAUUCACCAGCGAGUAUUCCCAGCAGUCCGGAACCAGAGAUACAAUCUGGUCGCGGUAGUCCACAAUGGGCUGAAAACGAAUUGGAUUUCAUUGAUCCAGAUAUAAAUCUACAAAAUCGUUCGAUGCCAAUCGAGGAGAUAUUUCAAAAUGAUUCAUCGAUCAGGAUAUACAAGACAAUCACUGGAGAAGUAUUACGCGUCAGUUUUCAAGAGUUUGACGAUAUAUUGGUAUACUGUCCUAAAAGAAAAGGUUGCAAUUUGAUUCCACUACGACCUAUCAGACACGAGGUUCGCUAUCAUUUAGUCAUAGAAGCUACAAAUGACAAUUAUUUGAAUCGUACAAUUACCGUGCGAUCUCCCCUACAGUUUCGAAAUGAAACAUCUUACGCGCUGGGUCUUUACUAUAAAAAGUCAUUAUUGGAUAAGCUAGGACUCACGGGUAUCGGCAAACCUACGAAUCCCUUUGACGAUAACAUCAGAAUGACAAUCAUCGAACCUGAUUCUACUUACAGUAUUCCUUUAUAUAUAGCUUAUCACCUUCCUAUACACAUACUGCCUGCUUAUUUAGAAAAGUACCAAGUGAGCGAAGAAGGAAUUUAUUGGAAAGAAUUGAAUACGACGAUGAAUUUAGCUAAGGACAUCUGCUGUAAAAUGAAAGAAGAUGAAAAUCAAUCUGUAUUUUGCGUGAAAAUCUCUUACAAUGAAGUUCCAUUAACGACAAGACCAAGUUGUCAAGUACCGAACUACUUAAUAAGUAUUCACUCCCCUCUUAUUUUCAACAAUCAACUACCAUUCGUUAUAGACGUCAAUAUACCUUCCAUCAACUAUGAACUGAAAAUUGAGCCAGGAGAAAAAAUUAAUAUGCAUUCAUUGAAUUGUAACAACGAUAUUCAAUUUGUCUUUAAGAUUCAAAACUAUUUGGGCGCGUAUUGGACUGGUACCGCGAAGCUAAACACGAAUUUAGAAAGAAAAUUCGUUUUAAUGACCGCGGACAGCGAAUCAGACUCGACGAAGCCGUUUCUAUUAUGUAUAGAAUUGUGUAAAAUUACGAGUUGGCAUAUAGUUAUUCAGUCUCAAUAUUGGAUGAUAAAUAAAUCUGGAUUGCCCUUGUUCAUUCAGGAAUGUCACUCACAUACGAUCAACGAACUACCAGAAGAGGAACUGAUAAUAUUCUCUCAGAAAAAUAAUAAGAAGGGUAUGGUAAAAUUGAAAGCUCACCAAUCCGAAUGGUCUUUGCCAUUCGGGCUAGAAGGAAUCACCUCGAUGUCUUUGAUCGUAUGCAAAGAUACGGAACGUGGACGAAAAUAUAAAAUUCUAACAGAAAUCGAGAGUUCCCGUCUUUCGCCAAACUUUACAAAGAUCAUAACGUUUCUACCUUACUUUUAUAUCAGUAAUCAAACUAAAAGAACAUUGAGAUUCAUGGAAGAGAACGAUCAAGCGGACUUGUGGAACGAUCUUCCGUCUGGAGAGAGCAUGCCAUUUUGGCCAGUCACGGAAUCGAUGAGGAUGAGGAUAAAAUGGAGGAAUAGCCAGUUGGUAUCUCAACAUUUUAGUAUUAAUCAUAUAGGGAAGACGAUAUUGAGAAUGGAUAACGGCUCGGCGAUCAAAGUAGAGAUCGAAGGCGGUGUCAAGUCUCCGUUCUAUGUGACAUUCCAAAAGAGCAUGCCAGGCGAUAUACCCGUAAGAAUAGAUAAUUUUUGCGAUGAUUUAUUUUUGAAAAUUAGUCAACAUAAUUUAGGACAAGUAGCUCUUAUAAAUCCCUUUCAAAGUCUCUUAUACACUUGGGACGAUCCUACGAAACCCAGGGAACUUAUUUGGAAUGUAUAUAACAAUAAAAAAACUGGAUACAACGCUAAAUUCGAAAAGGACGGAUCUGGACAAGAAAUCGUGCCCCUUGCGAUCGUAGAUAAAUGCAACGGUAUACCAACGUCUGCAUCUUCCUUAAAACAGCAGAAUAAUAAAUCGACAUGGUUGGAAACCAAGUCUGGAAGUUUCAGCAGUAGCGAAAGCAACGUCUGCGAUGACGAUUUGAAAUCAUCCGCGUUGAAGCAGGCACAAACAGACAAAACGAUAAUUUAUUGGAUGAGCUACAUGGAAGGCAACCAGCGAGUUUUAUUAUUCACCCAACGUGAAACAGUAUUUCUAAAAGCGAAGAAUAUCAUUGAUCCCGAGUCUAGCAAAAAGGAGAUAUUCCUUUCCUUUGCUGGUAUUGGCGUUAGCGUCGUGUCAAAGUCUAAUGAAAUUCUAAAGGAAUUAGUAUACGCGAAUAUAACGAAUUCUGCGGCUCAUUGGGAACUUUACUUUGGCAGAAAAUGGAAAAGUUUAUCCUUGGAAUUAAGCGCUUGGAUCGAAAGCAAAUAUGUCAAUUCUUGUAAAAAGGCACAGCUAGAGAACUUGAUCGAUGUCGACCUUGCAAAAAUGCACAUGACUAAGCCGUUCUUUGGAAAGUUAAGAAGAACCUACUCUCCAGGAAUAUGGUUACACUGCAGAAAAUCUAUAUCGUUGACUUAUUUGCAAGGCUAUGUGCAUAGAAUACAGGUAGACAAUCAAAUUCGCAAUACUACGUUCCCAGUAAUUCUAUACUCAAACUUGCAAAAGAGUAUUAUUAAUCAUGCAGGGUGCCAUAAAUUGAAACAUUCUAUAGAAUUUGCAUGUUUGAAACAGAAGAAGCGGAAUUACAAUGUUUACAAAGGUAUUUGUGUUAUAGUCAGAGAAUUUGACCUGAAUUUACAGGAAGGUUUCCUUUUGUCUCUGAUCGACUUGAUUCCAAGGAAACCAGAUACUAAAUACUCUAUUGCCGCAAAAUUGAGAAAGGACGUUUCCAGCGUUCAUAUUUUACCUCCCAGUAAAAGUAAUUAUAAUUCAACUAUUAAGAGGAAGAAUGUGAUAGAACACAUGUAUAUUUCUCCGAUCUUAAUACGCUUAAUAUUGUUGGCUGAUACAGAGAGACCUAAUAUUUAUAAUAUUAGCGAUAUUGCAGAUUACAAGAAUAUCGUCAGAUUUAUUUUUGAAUAUUCUGAGAAAGGAGGAUCUGAGAAGCAUGCUGAAUUCAGACUCCCUUGUUAUCAAAGAAGUUUUAUCACUGUUGACAAUACGGAACUUCUGUCGGAUCUUUCGCGAUCUUACGAGGCUCAAACUAUACAGCAAUUUCAGGUUUUAAUUCGUUCGACUACCGUUUUGGGCAAUCAAUACGGUUAUAAUUUUCGAUCGCCGGGCGAUAAUUUUUACGAGUCUAACACGUUGAUCUUGUGCGGAGAUGAUAUAGCAGAAAAAUUAAGCCACGAAGUAGCAUGUCAAUUGGGCUACGCCACCGCGGACACUACACAAAACUCAGUUUUUAAUUUCGACUUCGAAUUUGGUGUAGUUUCCUCUAAGAUAAAGGAGCCAUGUUUUCAAAAUAAGGAUGUACCUCCUAUGAAUGCUUCGAUUCGUACCUCGUUUUCUACAGAAAUUGAAUUAGAGACGUGCAGCUUGGUAACUGCAUUUAUAAAUAGUAUUCAACAAGAAGAGUUAAAAUAUUUCUUCAAGACGUUGGGAAAGAAAACAUCAAUAUUUUUUAAUAUCGAAAGUUCCUCCCUCAAAGUUUAUUCGAAAGUGAUACCGGAUAUCAUAAAAAGGGCACAAGAAAUAGGUCAUAAGUUUAUAUCCCGGAUACGCUUACCGCGUUAUGUUAAUCCAUACAAGGGAGUCGAGAUAUUCUCGGUGCAUAAAGCAAGGGGAAUGCAUCUUCUAAGUAUAAUAAAUAAGAAUCCUUGCAUCGAGACGGAUACGUAUUGGGCGCAUACUGCGCUUUCUAACGAUGGAAAACAUAUAGUUCUCGUGUCGUUGCAACGAUUAUAUUUUAUCGAGAAAGGAUGUAUCUGGGGAUCUUUGAAUGUUAAAUGGACUCUAGAAACCCAUCAAUUGCUGUCACCCCCAACUGUAGUUAACAAUAAACUUAUUCUAAAUGUAAACAAGAACGGAGAUACUUUGUCACCUGUAGCGGACUGGUAUUUGGAAAGCGAGGCGACAGACAUUCUGGAGUGGUUGUGUCAAAAAAUAAACAUAGCCAUGAUCCUGAACAUGGAGAAUAGUAUAUGUUCAAAGCAUGUUGUGUAACUGGAAUCCAAACUAUAAAAAAAAAAAGAGAUCAUUGUAUAUUUAAUCAGGCACAAUAAAUUCUCUGACGAACGCAGUACUUUUUCAUUUAUAUUGAAAACCAAUACCUAAAAAGCAACAUCGUUUCCUACAAGUACAAUUGUUUCAUUUUCAACUUUCGUAUAGUUCAGAAAUCUUCUACGCCAUCACAAAUUUAAGAUAUUCAAGUAUUUCAUACUCUCACAAUAGUUGUUUUCUUCCCUUAAGUCGCUAUAUCAAGUUUUGUUUUCAGAAAGUUUAGACAUAUAUGUAUGUAUGUAUACAUAUAUCUGCAUAUUAUAUAGUCAUUUGGAUAAAGUACGUCUAGUUUAUUUCAUAAUUUAUUUACAAAAAGUCUUAGUAAAUUACACUUACAGGCAUCUCCACUCGAACUAAAGUAAAUAAUUUAAGAACUACACGUAUUUAGAUAUCUAUAGAGUAGGAUACUUUGGGGCCAGGGAGAAGCUGGGAUCAGGGAAAGUGUUCUGUUUAACUUAUUUACCUCAUCCUCUGUGUUUUAUCAUUUUCUUUCAUCCUCCUCUCACCUAAUUAUCCUCAAACAAAGUCGAAUCUGAUCGUUUCUUUUUAUCCUUUUGUUUCUUUUUCUUUUACGUACGUUAUCAUCGUGAGAACUGAAACACCGUUCACUCGUUUAAUCUGUUUCUACAAAAUGAAAAAGGAAGUACCGGCAUGGAAGGUGCGUGAAUGCAAAUGUCGUCGACUCAACGAACGUUCAAAAUUAGUGUGGUAUUUUUUUUUUCUCUCUCUCUUGUUUUCUUUUCUUUACAUUAGGUAAAUGUAUAUGUAAGAAACGUCGAAAUAUGUGCAAAAGCUGACAAUGGGGGAGGGGGGG